CGUUCUAAACACUGCAAUCACAGUUAAGCGAGCAGACGGUCGGAGAGAGGUGGAACUCCUACAAGGUCUGGGAGAUUCAAUGAUGACCGGUGGGUUCAAGUCGGAUUUCGUUUCACUAACACGGUGUACUGUUGCUCUGUUUUAAAUUCCUAAAGAGUAUUUACGUUUUAAACGUGAACUUCGAAAGGCCCUGAGUAAUGGACACCCUGAGUAAUGGACACCCUGAGUAAUGGACACCCUGAGUAAUGGACACCCUGAGUAAUGGACACCCUGAGUAAUGGACACCCUGAGUAAUGGACACUAUCUAACUAAUUCAGCUGUUUUUAAUCUACAUAUACACAUGGACGAAAGUACAGGUUAAAUGUCACUGAGUUGCAUAAAACAAAUUUGAAACUAUUCACUCUAUAGCAAUGUCAUUAUUUUCAUCUUAUCUUUCUAAUCUGUAAUCUAUCAAAGUGUCAAUGCGCCAUCACGUUUUUGUUCUUACAUCUGCAUCAAAAUGAUCAGAUCUACCAAUCAUCGGCUACGCACUUUCCUAGGAGUUCGCCUGACAUAAUGAAAUCCCAGACUAACAAUUCAGAAACUUCUAAAGCGUCAUCGCUGACCCCAGCAAAGGCGAAGAAGUCCAGCAAGCCCAACUCGGCCACAAAGAGCAAGUCAAAGAGCCCAGGGAGUACAAAGGAGGAUUCUAUCCUGAACAACAAGUCUCCCGUCUCCUCGGCUGUGGAAAACAAUGACACGAAGAGCUCUGAGAAUGGAGAUGACCAAUGGCCGGACGACACGAGCAGCAGUACUGCGGAUGUCCAACAGCAAGAGAAAGAGAAGCUCAUGCAGGUGCUUAGUGGACGUUUGGACGGCCUGCCACCGCUCAGUUCUAGGAUUGUCCGAAUAUUUACCAGUUCCACUUUCACAGACACGACGCUAGAACGUAACAAUCUAAUGGAGAAAGUGUAUCCAAGGUUAAAAGAUUAUUGUCGUGAAAAGCAUGGAUUAGAAUUUCAGGUAGUAGACAUGAGAUGGGGAGUACGAGACGAGGCUACUGAUGAUCACAUGACCACCAAACUAUGCAUGCAAGAAAUUGAAAACUGCCAACGUGUCUCCAUGGGACCUAAUUUCAUAGUAUUUCUUGGCCAGAAGUACGGGUAUCGUCCGAUUCCUGCGGAAAUUUUAGCUUCAGAAUUUGAACUUCUCAGAGAAUGCACCAAACAAAACAUUGAAGAGCUCCACCUGUUGGACGAAUGGUAUAAAAGGGACGACAACUAUGUUCCAGCCGUCUACGUUCUACAACCCAUUAGCUCCAUAUUUACCAACUUUAAUAAUAAGCGUCACCAACGAUUAAUGGAGAACGACCAGGCCGCGUGGUGGGAGACUUUUGGCAACUUGACGAGAAUAGUCAGGAAAGCAGCUCACGUGCUGUUCAUCACCAAGAAGAUUGACAGGGAACAAAUGCACAACUUUUUUAUGUCAGUAACGGAGCGAGAGGUUGAAAGAGGAAUACUGAAGGCUGCCAAUGUUGAGGAGCAUUGCUUAGCGUACAUCAGAGACAUCAGCAACAUGAACAUCACACUGCUCAGAAUCGCCAGCAAGUUUGUCGACUUUGCAGCACGAAGUGUGGACAACGAAGCCCAGAAGUUGCUCAAGAUCUUACGAGACGAACGCCUCCCUAAAAAAAUUCCCUCCAGCAAUGUGGCCAGGUUUACUGUGGAAUGGAGUGGCAAGGAAGGCAUUGACGAGGACACUCAUAAAGAAUACUUUGAAAAGUUCUGUGACCAUUUUUACACUAGUGUUAUUCGCCUGGUGGACAAUGCCAUGGCCAAGCAUGAGCGCCUCGCCAGCGACCCCAUCUACCUGGAACCACUCCAACACCUGCAUGCCUGCAAGAGGUACUGCCAAGCCUUCCAGGGCCGAGAAGAUGUCGUCGACAGAAUUCGGGAGUAUGUUACUGGGGACAGUAAUCUCCCUUUAGUGUUGUUCGGCGAAAGUGGGUGUGGCAAAACGUCCUUGAUGGCCAAAGCAGCUAGUCAGGUUGUGACGUCUUGGUUCAAGAAGCCAGUUGUUAUGGUGCUAAGAUUUUUGGGAACCACACCAGGAAGCUCCUCUAUUAUCCCACUGCUGACCUCCUACUGUCAACAGCUCAGUGUCAUGUACAAUCAACCCGUGGAAGACAUCCCCAACGACCUGGCGCCCCUCCAGCAGUACUUCAAGAAGCUCACUACUCUAGCCUCAGAGGAGCAUCCAUUAGUGUUGUUCUUUGACUCCCUAGAUCAAAUCUCCGGGGCAGACGGAGCACACAACUUGACUUGGAUGCCCGUGAUCCUGCCUCCGUAUGUGAAGGUGAUCAUUUCCGUUCUGCCCAAUUAUUUCGGUCUACUGGAUUUACUUCGGACAAUGAUCGACAACGCUGACUCUUUCAUCGAGGUGUUACCUUUAGGUGAAAAUCUCAGCAGCACCAUUAUUCAAGCAUGGCUGAAAAAUGCCAACAAAUCGGUGACCAAGGAACAAUGGGUAUUGGUCAAUGAAGCAAUCAACAAGUGCAAUUUACCCCUUUUUGUAAAAUUGACAUUUGAUGAGAUUUGUAGAUGGCGGUCUUAUACAAAGCCCAAUCUAACUACACUCGCUUUCAACAUUCAUGACUGCAUUAUGUUAUUAUUUGAAAGGAUAGAGCUUCAGCAUGGAAAAACACUUGUCUCACAUGCGCUGGGAUAUAUCUCAGCCUCAAAAAGUGGCAUCUCUGAACCGGAACUAGAAGAUCUUAUCUCUCUUGACGACAAAGUCUUGAACGAUAUCUAUCAAUAUCACCUUCCACCAGUCAGAAGGAUCCCGCCUUUACUGUGGACGAGAAUCAGGAAUGAUCUACCUGGAUACCUGAGUGAGCGUGAGGCUGAUGGCGUGAGUGUGAUAGGCUGGUACCACAGACAGUUCAUAGACGCUGCUAAAGAGAGGUACUUCAAAAACAUUAACUUUGCCAGCAUGAUUCACUCCAAUACUGCCGAGUACUUCCUUGGCACAUACGGGGGUGGCAUACCCAAACCUUUUGAGUAUUCAGAUUUACAAAGGCAGCGUUUUCACCUGGACGACAAACAGAGCGCGGCUGACAGAAAGGUUCCUCCUCAGCCUUUAGAGUUCCUAGACGAAAACGGCAAAGUCAUUCGUUACAACCUUCGCAAGCUUAGUGAGCUGCCCUUUCACUUGAUAAGAUCACAUCGCUACGAGGACCUGUACGAGAAAGUCAUGUUUAAUUACAACUGGCUUCACGCCAAAUUAGCAUCCAUGCCACUUCAGUCAGUCAUCGCUGACUUUGAGGAUUUGCUAUCUCAUGCCUAUGACAAGGACGUCCGACUUAUAGCUGACGCUAUUGGACUUUCUAGCUCUAUUUUAAGCCACUACCCUGACAUGCUAGGACCUCAGAUAACCGGACGCCUGCUCCCUUACUAUAGACACAAUCCUCAGAUUAGAUCUCUCAUCCAGCAGUGUGAUACCCACGGCUUGCGCCACUGUGCUCUUGUUCCUGCUUACCAUUGUCUUCACACACCGAGUGGCCCUCUGCAAUAUUCACUAGAAGGACAUCAGUUUGCCCCGUUUGGAAUCGGCGCGCCAACUGAUGGGAAAAACUUGGUCUCCGUGUCCAACAGAAUCAUUAUGUGGGACUUAUCCACCGGAGAAAUUUCCAGAAAUAUCUCUCCAGGAAUCGAAGGCAUUAUGCAAAAUUUAAAUAUUUCUCCAAACGGGAAAUUCUCUGUGAGCUAUACCAAUAAUAACCAGCUUGUUAUGUGUUCUCUCAAUACAGGAGAAUUCAAAAUCAUCACGCCAAAACUGGGCAGCAAGAGCGAUUCCAUCAUUGGAACCACUUUGUCCAAUACACACAUAGCUGCGUGGACAGAUUCGUAUUGGCAGCUCUACACGAUUGAUGGACUUUUCUUGGAUGAAUUUAAGUCAGAACUAAAAAUGCCCAUAAUUAGCAUUGAGCUGGAUGAAAACCCUGAGGGAGUUCAUCAAGUGAUCGUCAAAAGUGGGACAGAAGCUGACACCGAGAUGGCUCUUGAGUCACAUGAUCAGUCCAUAGACGCCUUUGAGUUUCAUAGUGCUUUCGCCCUGAACAAAACUAAAAGCAUCUUGUACACUUGCAUUGAGAUCAGUGAUAACGAUGUUGUGACUUACAGGCGAGAAGGCUCUGUCUGGAAGUACGACAGAACUAUAGGCUCAAACACUGACCCCAUAUUUGCAUUUAACUUAUCUGGGGAUGAGAGCUAUCUUAUAGGCACCACUGCCCAAGGCUACAAACUUUAUGAUUUGCGCAAUGACCAGAUGAGAGAGCUCACCUUGCCGCACGGAACCAGAAACAUUCCAACUAAAAACCAGCUCAAUAGUUUGGUGGUGUUCACCAAAAAUAACCAGUUUGUGGUUGCUGGUGUCAGGAAGAACCUGUAUGUCUGGGAUGUCAAACAGGGAAACAUGGUCAAAGUCCUAGACGCACAUUUCGGAAGAAUAUGUGCACUAACCUCGUCUUCUGUUGGGAGAAACGCUGUGAUCUCAUCCUCAAUGGAUAAAACUAUCAAAGUCUGGAACUUUGAUAAAAUUCUUGAAGAAGUUCACCCUAUAGAUAGGCUAGAGAGACCAAUUGAAACUAUUCACUUAGCCCAGCAAUCACAACUGUGUGCCACUACUACCAGAAACACGGUUGCAAUAUGGAAUUUGGGAACAGGAAGGCUGGUAAAGACAUUUGUUGGCAAUGCCAGAAGUGCUAUAGUUUCUCAUGCUGUCAUCACCUCCAAAGGGGAGUACGUUGUCAGCGCCGAAUCCCCUAAAGUUCUGAUAUGGGACUUGACGAAAGAUACGCCAAUAACAGAGCUCUCUGUGGGCGAAGUCCAGCAAGUGAUGCUAAGUGAAGAAGACACAAAAGCUAUUGUUGUAUGCAAAAUUCCCGGUGCCAAAGUCCAGAUUAUAUGCAUGUCUGUCCCUGACGGACAGGAAGUGUUCAAAUUUGAUUACACUGUUAAAACAUACAGACACCCUGUUAUCACCAAGGAGGGAUUAUAUCUAGCUGUCCCAGCUUCUGAUAAAAGUGGAGAUGUCAUUGCUGUUCACCACGCUAAAACUGGGGCUCGACUCUACACCCUUCAGCUGAAAUAUCAAAACUAUUUGGACUACAGCCAUAUUGUGGCGCUGCCAAAUGAUCCGAACCUUAUAGCGGUCAUCGACCCUGAGAAAGGAAAUAUAUUGGAUCUAAAGAAAAAGGCGUUGGUGCGCUCAGUUCCCCGCUGGAAUGGGCACGCCAUGGGCGACGGUAAAAUAGGAAUGUACGCCCCUGCACGAGGUGGUCUAGAACUUAUUAAUUUAAAAACCACAAAAACAACGAAAGUGUUGAUUCCUAGAGUGGCGGAGGGUGUCUUUCAAGUCACCGUAUUCUUCACUGCUAGCGACAAACAUGUGGUCUACUAUCACUCUAGACAUCGGACUCUAAGGCUGUUCAGAACAUCAGACGGCAAAAUGAUUGCCAACUAUAAAACCAGCGCUGAAGUUAAAGCCAUUGCCGGCAAUGAUCAAGGCAAUUGCAUAGUCAUAGGCUGUCUAGACGGUAGCCUGACCACAUUAGCUAUCGCUGACCCAGAGGAACCAUCGUGCCAGGAGAUGCUGGAGUCUCUACCCAGCAGGAAUAUAAACAGAAGACUUUCCACGGAAAUCCUCUCUGAAGCUGAGCUGACUAACUCUAAGAAUCACGUGGGCACAGCAUUACAAGUCGCCAGGUUUGUAGCUAAAGCUCAAGGUGUGGAGAAAUCGAGGGCGUGUGUCAUUUGUUGAGCACCGGUGUAAUUAUAAUGGUGUGAUAUGGGCUCGAUACCCACUCCCCCAUCUUAAAGGUUUAUGUAUCUGCCCUUGUUGAGUAGGACUACACGGUCACCUCAGUUUCGAUAACAAAGGUACCGCUUAUGUUACACAGCCGUGCAUAUCUGAUCGUGUUAAAACACACAGCUGGUAGGCAUAAAGCCACGGUGAAUUGGUCUAACCAUGCAGCUUUUACAUUUAAAGGGUCUUUAUAACAACUUUCAUGUUUCUAUUGUUAAAGUAUAUACCAGUUACAAUUUCAACAUGCUUUUUGGGGGUCUCUUUUAACGGACUUUACUGUACGUCCCAACAUUAUUAAAUUAUAACAUUAAUGUUAUAAAGGUAGUUAAGAUGGUGUAAAUUAUUGAACAUGUUAUUCCUUCUAGUGACAUCUAGUCUAAAAGUUAUAUCAAAAAUGGUGCACAACUCGUGCUUUAUGCGAAAAUUUGUUACUACCGAAUUAUGUCACUUGGUUUCCUUGCAUUGGCUACAAAGAAAAAUAAACGAAAAUUAUCUCGUUACAAAAGUGAAGGGAAAUAAUACACAAGCCAUAUAUUGUACAUCAUACACUCUACCGCAAUCAAAAUUUAAAUUUAAAGCUUAAUUCUGUAAUAAUUUAGAAACGUGACCUCGUAUUAAUAAUUUAAUUUGACCCAAGGGAAGUUGGUUAGUUUUAUAUGUGGCUGGGUAAAAAAUGUUCCAUGCUUUUUUUUUUAAUCACUCAUUAUUCAUUAGUGAUUAAUUAAGAGAAAAAAAAAUUAAAAAUCGUUC
This is a messenger RNA of Biomphalaria glabrata, 6594 nucleotides long. RefSeq names its product NACHT and WD repeat domain-containing protein 2-like. Gene Ontology annotation, molecular function: protein binding. The coding region runs from base 556 to 5799 and encodes 1747 amino acids. Lineage: Eukaryota; Metazoa; Mollusca; Gastropoda; Planorbidae. The record is from RefSeq and is a predicted model, not a curated record. The transcript has 11 exons.